CCAGAGCCUGACGACUACCUCCACAAUCCUGAUCCUCGUCGCGAUCGCAAACAUGACACUGGUGGUCAUUUCUUCACCUUUCGAGGUCUCACCAACUUGGGAUGUAUGAUUGUUUUAUGUGUCGGCCUUCUUACUUUAUUCGCUGGAUAUCCACUUAUUUCACACUUUACGGCUCACCCCCUCUCUACCUUGGGUGGUUUCAAUCUUGGUGGGAUCAACGCCAGUGGCCAAGUACCAAGCAUGGCGGGAAAUUGGGGAUUGGUAGACCUUGAGACGCCAUCCAACCUCUAUACCAUACCUUCAUAUCAUGAUCCCACCCAAGAACUCCAGCUCGUCUUUAGUGAUGAGUUCAAUACAGAUGGCCGUACAUUUUAUCCUGGAGAUGAUCCGUAUUGGGAGGCAGUGGACCUCCAUUACUGGGAGACAAACAACUUGGAGUGGUACGACCCCGAAGCCAUCACCACGAAAAAUGGCUUUCUCCAAAUCACCUUGUCUAAGAAAGAAAUCCACAACCUCAACUAUGAAGGCGGUCUUAUGUCGACUUGGAACAAGUUUUGUUUUACUGGCGGUCUGCUACAGACCUCCGUUAGUUUGCCAGGCGCAAACAACAUAGUUGGCUUAUGGCCCGCAGUCUGGACCAUGGGAAACCUAGGGCGUGCCGGAUAUGGCGCAAGUCUGGAAGGCAUGUGGCCCUACUCCUACGACGCUUGUGAUGUUGGCACCGCUCCCAAUCAAACUAUCAAUGGGCUGCCCGUCGCCGCUACCGUCAACGGCGACCCUUACAAUGGGGAUGUCUUGUCAUAUCUUCCUGGACAAAAGUUGUCAAGAUGCACUUGUAAAGGAGAGUCCCAUCCUGGUCCCAUGCACUCUGAUGGGACCUUCGUCGGUCGUUCAGCGCCAGAAAUUGACGUUUUUGAAGCUCAGAUCACGGGUAAUCCUUUGUCGGGGCAAGUUUCUCAGUCUGCUCAGUGGGCUCCAUUCAAUGCUCAGUAUAUUUGGGCAAACACCUCGAACAAUUUAAUUAUCCCUGAUCCUUCGACCACGUUCCUUAAUCCCUAUGUUGGAGGAAUAACCCAGCAAGCUACAUCUGGUGUCACAACAACGAGAUAUGUAGACCAAUCUUGUUAUGAAUUGGAAGCAGGCUGCUUCUCGACAUAUGGAUUUGAGUAUAAGCCAGGGUUCGAUACCGGGUACAUUACCUGGAUAGCAAACGCAAAAUCAACUUGGACGAUUAUGGGGAACGGCAUGGGCCCAGAUACCACAGUGGAAAUAUCUGCUCGCCCCAUCCCUCAAGAGCCAUUGUAUAUCAUCGUCAACCUGGGAAUGUCGAAAAACUUUGGUGUUGUUGAUCUCCAGCAUCUGACGUUUCCCACCACGAUGCAAAUCGAUUGGAUAAGAGUUUACCAACCUAAGAAUGCCAUCAACAUUGGCUGUGAUCCCUCGGAUUUCCCCACAGAGGCCUACAUCAAUCAGUACAUUGAAGCGUACACAAACCCAAAUCUCACGACUUGGCAGAACGAUUAUCAACAGCCCUUUCCAAAGAACAGUUUAUUGGAUACAUGCUAAAAUACGUACAUCAAGGACAUUUGGACUCGUCUCCCUUCCAUUGUGAUUAUUAUUAUUAUGCAUGUACAGCGUUCUGUACUCUUAGACAGGAGGAAAGAUUAAUUCGAGGGUUGGGAAUCCGCAAU
This is a messenger RNA of Laccaria bicolor S238N-H82, 1691 nucleotides long. Its product is annotated as glycoside hydrolase family 16 protein. Gene Ontology annotation, molecular function: glucosidase activity. Gene Ontology annotation, cellular component: plasma membrane; endoplasmic reticulum membrane. Gene Ontology annotation, biological process: fungal-type cell wall organization; (1->6)-beta-D-glucan biosynthetic process. The record is from RefSeq and is a predicted model, not a curated record. The transcript has 13 exons. The coding region runs from base 106 to 1566 and encodes 486 amino acids. Lineage: Eukaryota; Fungi; Basidiomycota; Agaricomycetes; Agaricales; Hydnangiaceae.